UGGUUGAUGGAUUCCACCAAUGGAUUGAAACAUUCGGUACCGGGGAAGGAGGCGCCACUUGUCACUGACACGCUCACUCUUAGGAUGUUUGUGGGGACUUGGAAUGUCGGAGGAAAGUCUCCGAACGAGGGAUUGAACUUGAGGGAUUGGUUGCUGUUGCCUUCUCCAGCUGAAAUCUAUGUCAUUGGGUUCCAGGAGAUCAUACCCCUAAACGCAGGGAACGUGCUUGGGCCAGAAGACAGUGGGCCAGCAGGGAAGUGGCUGACCCUAAUUCGUGAAGCCUUGAACUCUAACACAAGCUCCAAUGGAGAAAGCACUACGACAUUGCCUUGUGAGAGUAGGAUCCAACGCGACCCAAGUGAACAACAACACUAUUAUUGUCUUGCAGCCAGCAAGCAAAUGGUGGGUAUCUUCUUGUGCGUGUGGGUCCGAGCGGAUCUUUACAAGCAUGUUUGCAAUCUAAAGGUGUCAUGUGUUGGUAGAGGCAUCAUGGGCUAUCUAGGAAAUAAGGGUUCAAUAUCAAUCAGCAUGACAUUUUACCACACUACGUUCUGUUUCGUGUGUACCCAUUUGGCCUCCGGAGAGAAAGAUGGUGACGAGAUGCGAAGAAAUUUGGAUGUCUCGGAAAUCUUAAAGAAAACUAAAUUUUCUCAUUCAUUCAAAGCUCUUGGUCAUCCACUUCCUCCAGAAAGCAUACUAGAGCAUGAGAAGAUUAUUUGGCUUGGGGAUUUGAAUUAUCGGCUUGCUGCUGGUUAUAAUGACACACAUGAGCUAUUAAAGAAGAAUGAUUGGCAGGCACUAUUAGAGAAGGAUCAGCUAAGGAUAGAGCAGAGAGCUGGUCGAGUAUUUAAAGAGUGGAAGGAAGGGAAAAUACUUUUUGCUCCUACUUACAAAUAUUUAUUCGAUUCUGACCAAUAUGUUGCCCAAACCAACAAGUCUAAGGAAAAACGACGGACCCCGGCUUGGUGUGAUCGAAUUCUGUGGAAAGGUGAAGGGCUUGAGCAACUAUGGUACGUGCGAGGAGAGUCCAAAUUCUCGGACCACAGGCCCGUGUAUUCACUAUUCUCUGUCCACGUGGACUUGACACGUAAGAAGCUAACUCCCUCGAUUGCGGCCCCAGAUUUGUCAAUCACAAGGUCGUGUCCCUCUCGACCCUUGACAAACACUGCCAUGUCAUCAUCGUGCUUCGCUAAAGUUCAGGCAGAGGAGCAGCUAUUGUUACUAACGGGGGCACAAAGAUGCAUAGACCCCGCACCUGCAGGGAUCUGA
Molecule: messenger RNA, 1269 nt
Organism: Abrus precatorius (Indian licorice)
Lineage: Eukaryota; Viridiplantae; Streptophyta; Magnoliopsida; Fabales; Fabaceae
Product: type I inositol polyphosphate 5-phosphatase 8
Exons: 7
Coding region: 7-1269 (420 amino acids)
Biological process (GO): phosphatidylinositol dephosphorylation
Molecular function (GO): phosphatidylinositol-3,4,5-trisphosphate 5-phosphatase activity; inositol-polyphosphate 5-phosphatase activity; phosphatidylinositol-4,5-bisphosphate 5-phosphatase activity
Source: RefSeq, a predicted model, not a curated record